UAGUAGAAAAAGAGUUUUGUCACGUGACCAGUGGUCCAGCGUGUUGCCGAUGUGUCAAACAACAUAGAAGUGUAGUCACUUUAGUCCUAAGGAAAUGUUGUCGUUUGGAGAGCUGAUGACAAGACUGCAGGACUGUGUCAUCUCAGAGGACCAAACAUCUGAAGAGGUCAGCCAAACUCUCAAGUUGUUCAUCGGGAAACUGUCUGAAGCUUCCAGGAAUAGUAUUAAAAGAUGCAAGGAGCGCUGUUUAGAGGAGGCAGUCCAGCUCUUGAGACACAUUUCAGAGGAACAGCUUCACGCUUUAGAAGAGAGCCAACUCCAGCUUCUCGUCAGGCUGCUGCUCUCUCUGCAGCUCGAGAUGAUCAACAUCUCCACAGCCUGUCGUAAAGUGGACCAGAUGUUGCUACAGUUGGUAAAGGUGAACCACAACUUGGUUUUCAAAGAAACUGAACACUGCUUACACAACAUAUUCCAUACUGAGCAGAUGUUGUGCUUUGAAGAUCUACAGACAGCCUGUAUGUUCCUGGAGGACAGCACUGUUGGUCGUGAGGUGUGGAUAGAGUCUCGCAUGUCCUUCCUGAAUAAAGUGUCUGAGUUAUUUGUGGCUGUGUUGCAACAAGAAUCCCUGAGAGAUGGACAGCUGUGUUAUCUGGCUGUCAAGGUGUGCUUGCAAAUAUUUCAGCUGUUGUCCAGUGAAGUGGCUCCUUUAGUAUGGGAAAAGGAGCACGUUUGCCCAGCAGUGCAGAACAUCCUGCAGGCUCUUAUGGACAUCAUACUCGGACAGUGCAGCAACAGGGACACGCGUCUUUUGGCGGGCACUGCUGUGGCCAUGCUGAUCAACUCAGCGCCAGAGAGCAGAGCUUGUGCAGCUGCUGCCUGGAGUCUGUUACAAGUCUCAAACUCUGAGCCCUGGCUUCUGAGUGUCGGUGCUCUUCAGGUUCACUGCAAGCCUGCUGGGAAGGACCGAGUGGACAGGCUGGUUGUCUGCAGGGGUCUCCUGACCUGCUGUCGACCUCCUAUCCACCUCAGUUCACAUGAGGAUACGACAGAAACGUGUUUACUACUGAAAGGUUUGUUCCCCCUUGUCUACACUUUAUGUGAGGAAAAGCUGGAUUGCCACUACUUUGCCUUUGAAGUAUUGACACUAUGGCUGAAGAAGGUUAAAGAAUGUCUGGCUGAAAUCUGGAAAAUGAUGGGUGCUCCACUUCUGCAUGAUGACAGCAGCCUACUCCAAAAGCUCAUUCACGUCAUCUGGACCAAUGCAGAAAGUCCAGUGGAAGGUGUGUCAGAGUCUGUGCGCACUGCCUUUGGUCUUCUGUUGGACCUCUAUGAUAUGGAUUGUGAGCACUUCUGUGACACAAAGAAGACUCUUUAUUUGACUCUUCUUGAGAGAAUGAUCAAACUACCAUGGGAAGCCAAAGCCAAAUAUCAUCGCUUGUGUGCUCUACUGCCAUACCUGGGGACUGACAUGGUGCUGGAUCAAUACGCAGAAUUACCUAGUCAUAUCCUGAAGUGCCUGUCAGCCAAUCAUCUGUCACCGUGCGGCUCAGAGCUCUACUGGUGUCUGAUCCAACAGCAGAGGCGAGAGCUUUGUAAAGCCUCACACACGGAGCUGGAUCUGGCCAAUCAGUGGGCGAGGCGUUGGCAGUCUGUCAUCCAUGAGGCUCUGACAUCUGAUGUGGCUCUUCUCCAGAACAACAGCUCGACAUACUUAUUACCCUGCACCUUUCAGGUCUUCCCCUCUGCUGUGGAUCCCCUUCUGGGUUCAUUGGACCCAUUCACCCCUGGUCACCUCUACGCCUGGGCCUGCAUCCUGAGCUCCUACCGAGCUGUGACUGGAGGCUUUCCCUGGGUUCUGCAGGGGACCUCAACUUUUCAGACCCUUAAGUUAGCUCUCGGAUCUGCAGAUGACAAAGUCCGCCUCGCUGCUCUCAACCUCCUCUGUUGCAGCCCAAAGACAAAAGACACUCCAACUGCAGAGGAGAUGUCAAUAAUGAGGAGGUUUAUCCCUCAAAACCUCAACUGCGAGUCCUCACCUUUUCGUCAACAUUUUCAGGCUGGAUUAAAGAAGUUUCUGGUUCGUAUCAGAGACGGUUGUUUGGCAUAUAUCAAAGGACAGAAGAGCAAAAAGAAAGGAGAUACCAAAGACUCAGAGACGACAGAGGAUGCACUGGGGCAGGGAAUAGGGUUUGUGGAAUGGUUGGGUCAGCUCCCAUACAGCUAUCUAGCACCUGGACACAGCUAUCAGAGGAAAAAGACUGUGUUGUUGUUGCUGUCUGCGGUUCUGGAGACCUGCACAGACAGCUGGAGCCCAGACAAGAAGAAAGGACAACCUCCAGCCAAUAUGGGGUCUCUGAUUGGCUGUGCCCGACAAAGAGGACAGUGGGAUUUUUUAUGCAGGACAAAACAGCUGGUCCUCAUCGGCUGUUUAGAAGAUUCUACAAAUGAGAUUCGGGAACUCUCAGCUGGGUUAUUGUUGAGAUUCUUCCCACCCAGUUUUCCAGAUGACAUCGCUGCGGUGUUACUCAUGAGGACCAGACAGCUCCUGUGCAGCCCUCGAGUGCAGGAGGGUCAGAUGGGAGCACUGAUGAUGAAAGUUGCUAUUUACAAAUCAAAAGAGCCUCCUGAGGACUGCAGGCUGAACAGUGACAUUUCCAUCGGCAGUGGAAGUAUCCCCAAGACCUCCAGCAUGAUUGAAUUCCUGGUGACAGAGCUGGAAGAGCAUUAUCUGACAGCCAAAGCUGACAUGAUGCUUGCUGCCAGAACGAAGCCCAUACAUGGUGUUCUAAGCGCUCUUCAGAGGUGUUUGCUUGAGGCGCCAAGCCGUGUAUAUGACUUACUCGGCCACAGUCUAACCAUGAAGGUGCUGGUCCUGGUGGAGAACAUCUCUCUGCUCCUGCUGGGCAUUCUGUACGGAGACCUGGACGCUCCUGCCAAUGAAAAGGAUGCCCCGCCUUCUUUUUAUGACAUGGGGAAUGCCAUCAGCUCUCUGGUAGCCCAGGCAUCUGGAGGAGGCCAAGUGAACGGGGAGGAGGUUGUGUUGCUGUCUGAAGAGCACAGCCUUAUUCUCUCAUGCUGCUGGGUCUCACUCAAAGAAAUAGGAAUCUUUUUAGGCACUCUGGUGGAGAAAAUUUUAGCCGGAUCCAAACCUGACCAGUGCCCUCUAACAAAAGAGGAUCUGAUGAGAGCAUCCAAAGUAUUUAAGAAUAUUCUUCUCAAAUGCCGCCACUGGGGGGCAGUAGAGGGAUGCUGUGUGGGCUUCACCAGGUUCUGUGCCUCUCUGUUUAGCAGCAGUAAUGCUGAGCUGAGGGAAAUCCCAGCUCACAUGUUGAAACAAGGUUUGCAGGUUUUGCGUUCCCCUCGCUUGACAUCUGUGACCCGGCGGGCUGCAGGGCUGCCAAUGCUCAUCCUGUGUGUUUUGUCAGCAGAGGAAGCCACUAAAUCGAGACCUCUGUUAGCUCACAGUAUGCAAACCUUACUGGAGACGGCAAAAACCCCUGUGCCUGAGAACUGGGACCAAACAUUGGACCUGCCACAGGUGUGUGCAGUUCACACUCUGCAGGCUCUGGUGCGGGGUUCAGGUCUGGGUGCUGCUGUCCUUCAGUUUGCUCCAUCAGUUGCUAUCCUGUCUCUUACUCUGCUGAGCUCUGCCUGCUGGGCCAUGAGGAAUGCUGCUCUGCAGCUUUACAGUUCUCUGUGCUCCCGUAUGCUCGGUCAGCGGCCCAGCGGUGAGGAGGGGGUGUCUGCCCAGCAUGGCUUGUCCCCCCUCGCCUUCUUCAUCCACUACCCUGAGCUCCAGACAUUCCUCCUGGGCGAGCUGAGGGGGGCGGCCCGAGACCUCCAGGGUCCUUCUAAUGAGGCCAGGCUACACCUCCAACCAUCACUCUACCCUGUCCUCACUCUGUUAGCUCAACUCCAGCCUGGUGUCCAAGACUCAACAGAAACUCUUUCAGACUUCCUGCCUCCUUUACUCCAGCUGUCCGCCAGCCCCAUUUACAGUGUGAGAGUGAUAGCUUCGAAGGCAUUGGUUGCCAUGACUCCCCCCUCAGAGUACAUGACCAUUCUCAACAAACUGGCCGCUCAGUUGUACGGUCCACGAGAGCACAUCUGCCACAACCGUCUCCACGGACAGCUGCUGCAGAUCAAAGCUGUUUUAGACCGAGCUCUCAACACACACAGUGCCACCUCAGCUGACUUGUGUGAAGUGCUGAGCAAUGUGGAUGCCUCUGUGUGGUUGGUGACUGAAGCUCAGCGCUGCCCCCCAGUGAGAGCAGCCUACCUUGAGGUGGUGGACUCACUAAGAGAAUUCUUCUGUGAGACCUUCCUGUCAAAACUCAGUGAAACUCUCAUUUAUGACCUCCAGAAACCUCAACAGCAGCUACAGGUCGGGCUGUCAUCCUUCCAUCAUCAAGUCGUCCACUUCUUGUGUGCCGAUCCAAAGUGGGCAUGUGAGAUCUGGGAUAGCUUCCCUGCACUGAGCCCCGAUCUGAGGCUCUCAUUGGUCACAUUAGUGGUGGAUGGGUGGUAUUCGCAGCAAACCAGCUUAAAAGAGGUGAUGCAGAGGGUGCUGCAGACAAACCUGAGGAGGGCAUUGUUGAGUCAAAAUGUGGAAUACCGCAAAACCUACCUCACAGCCCUGGUGGCAGUAACAGUUGGAAGUGAUUCUACUUCACCCCAACAUCUUCCUCAGUCAGCCCUGCUGGAGGAACCAGUCACGCCUGAGUGUCUGGAUUUGUUGCUCAAUGAUCUGGAGGAACAGCGUGGGGGGCCAGAGUUUUUGUCCCAGGCUCUGUGUGCUGCAAGUCUGCUGCUUUCCCAGCUAUCAGACUCAAGUCUAAAGAUAUCCAUGCUCCAGCGCUGGUGUAAUGUCCUGGAAAUCCAGCGGUCCCCAGACGCCCCUGAAGUGCUCAGGUUAGCGUGUGCUGAAGCUCUGUGUGUGGCUGUUGAUUCACUACUGAGGGAAAACAGCACCCCGCCUGUCAUCAUGAUCAGGUUGAUCAGCACAGGUCUGUACUUGCUGCAGGACCAAAACCAGCAGGUGAGGAUGAAAGCAGCUUGUUUUGCCUCCAACAUGCACCAUGUGAAAAGAGGUGAACCCAGGAGGAGUGUCUACGUGAUGCAGGUGAACCAGGCUUUGCCGCUCCUACUGGACCUUCUACUUGAAGAUUUCUGGGAUACCACCAUCACACUAGAUGUGCUGCUGUGUCACCUGCCUCAGUCUGACCUCAGAUCUGUGCUGAACGAGGCCUCAGAGACAGCGUGUUCCAGCCUGUACGAGCAGGAUGAGGCCAAUGUGUUCUCGGAGCCCUCUGUCAUGUCUGCACAUGUGUUGCCUUACCUGCUGCAGAUGGCUGAAAAAUACUCAGAAUCGUCUGCUUUGGCGCAGAGCCUAACUGCAUGGGCAGAAGAUAAUGCUGCACAGGUGCUAGACAGCCUGUGUUUCUGUAAAGAGAUCCAGCCAGCAGAGACUCUGACUUCUGAAUGGUUGGCUCUCCUAAGAGAGCCUAACUUCCACAACACCCUGUCCGGCCUGCUCUCCAGGGCUAUCAUUCUCCUCCAGCUUUCAAAAACAUCAGAUGAUGUGCAACACUUAUGUGAUUCUUCAUCGUUACACAGGAGUCUGCAGGAAGUUUGCAGCCUUCUCAGUCAGAAUGGUAUCCACUUUCCUGCCACUUUAACAGCUACUGUUGCUGGAGAGCUGCUACUGUGACAGCCUUUUACUGCACAGCACAUUGACUGAGCACAGUCGGAUGAAAUUACCUCUGGAUAUUUCAAGAAUGCUUGUGACAUCUUCAAGUGCAGCUUUAUUCUUGAAUGAAUAUCUCAACUGCUGAUGCUGCAGUACACUGGCACUUGGUAGGCUGGCUUGGUUAUGUAAGAGCUGAGAGGCUGCAGUCAGAUGUGUCUGUCAUCAUAUUACCUAAACAGAGAAGAGACCUACUGGUGGAGUGCCAAUGCAUUCACACCAGAGUUCAUACAAAUUCACAACCAUAAAACUUGCAGAAGCAUUAUUCAUUUUUAGAAUAAUGCUUUUUAAUGCAGAGGUACAGACGCCCAAAAGGCACAGGUCUGUUUUUAUGAUCAUCUUCGCUAAAAGCAUUAUCACCCACUCUCACUUCCACAUCGGUUGUUUGUCACGUCUUAGCUGCAGCAGUAACACAUUUCACACUGAUGCAGUGAUGUAAUCCAACAGCAUCAGGAGAUCUGGCUGCUUGGUGCUCAACAGGGGAAUAUAGUGUAUUUUAAUGCUCCAUUAGAGGCAAUCUAACUGGGUGAGGAUCCAUUUUCAGACCACAUGUGGGCUGAAGAUGAUGACUGAUGGGGAGCUGACCGUUGCUCUGCAACGGAGUGCACACUACAACAGUCUUACAUCAUCUGAUAGCUCUCUGCUUUUGUUUGAGAUGGGCGUCUCUCAGUAUUCGACAAACACUUCAUGAAAGAGUUUUAUACAUACUAUGGUUCACCAUUUUAAGCUCUUAAUUAAAUGUACAUGAAAGGUUUUGUUGUUGUAUCCUCAAAGCUUUUCCACAAUCCUAAGAACAUGUUCUCUCAAAGAUGACCAGUUGAUCAACAUAUUACUUUGCUACUGGAAGAGUCACAGUUUAUAACUUUUACACUCAUCCACAAACCUCAUAUGUUAGUAUUAGGCUCCUUUAUUUCUGUGAUGGUUACCACUGUUUGCAUCAAGCGUUGUGCUCAUGCUCUAAUCUAGAUUAUUCAACAGCUAUGAAAUCAAUCUUAUGUUAAUGAUUCAGACAUAAAGCUUAUGAAGUUUGUUUCUUUAUAAUGUACAACUGAAUUAACUCCUUGUGUGCCUCUAUUAAAUUUACACACUUCAAAAAUGUCACAAUUCGUCCCUCUGGUGUUGCAGCUCUUCCUGCAUCAGAAAAUGUUGAGAAAAACAGGAAUCAUAGAUAACGAGUUAUAGACAAACCUUGAACCCUCUUUAUAAAAAUUCUGGCAAAAACAAGAAACCUUACUUGAGAGCCUCAUUGCACCAACACCUUACAAUGUAAAUAGUGGCUUGAACUUCACUCCACUUUGAAUCAAAAGAAAGAGAAACGUGACUUAAGGUCAGUACAGAACUUAUCAGCAUGCUGGGAAAAAAUGCAUGAUUUUAAAGGGAAGACAAAAGUCAUUGUUGUAUCUAUUCAGAUUAUGCAAGAACACUGAGUUCAAGUUGCGUCUUCUGCCUCAACCUUGGGAACAAUGUCUGUCAAGUCAGUACAAAAACAAGGCUGGGUAUUUCCUGAAGGUUGAGUUUGUGUAAAACUUGUGAAAAUGACCAUCUGCUAUUGUUACUGAGAUUGCUGAGGCUCUGUGCUCUCUUAAAGCCUGCAUCCUGCUUAUUAAAGGAUUAACUAUGGCAACAGGGAACAAGGCCAAGUAGGUACAAACCACUUUUACUUUCACUGUGUGUAUGCAUGCAUACAGACUGUGUGCACUAGUAGGAGCUGAAAGAGUGUUUUCCACUGAUUCAUCAUGCCCCCAUUAAAGGCUACCUCUGUAGGUUCAAAAUGUCCAACUUACAUGUUUUUACAAAUGUCUAGAUGCAUGAAAUGCUUUUUGAUUUUUUUUUUCCAAUUUAACUAUAUUUUUUAUCAUUAAACAAAAUGGUUAAUUCUAAAUACAAUAAAGAAAAUAUAAUAAGUUAA
This is a messenger RNA of Notolabrus celidotus (New Zealand spotty), 7655 nucleotides long. RefSeq names its product thyroid adenoma-associated protein homolog. NCBI's taxonomy places the organism in Eukaryota, Metazoa, Chordata, Actinopteri, Labriformes, Labridae. The transcript is spliced from 31 exons. Bases 95 to 5710 code for a protein of 1871 amino acids. Gene Ontology annotation, biological process: tRNA methylation. Gene Ontology annotation, cellular component: cytosol. The record is from RefSeq and is a predicted model, not a curated record.